GAUAGGUUCCCAAAGUGGCUGAUGGAAAUAUGUGCAAUUUUUUUUUUCUUUUCUUUUCUUUCUCCUCUUCUAUCUCAUAUCUCUCUGUCUUCUACUUUCAAAUUAUCAAUAAAACAGAAAAAACCACUCAUACCAUAUAUUCUUCAUUCAUCUUCAUUAUCAUUCUGCAUAACAACUUAUAGAAAGACAUGUCCAAUCCACCAGAUAACACAAGCUCUACAGUGAAAAAACAAACGCGACGAUUUGCACCUACUAUUCGAGGUCGAGGACGAGGAACUAGUCGUAGUAGUGAAUCAACACCGAGUUCUUCUGAACCCACUCCAGAAUCAUCUACAACAAAACCAAUGGAUUCCGAACCUACCACACAGAUUGGUCAUAUGCGACCAGAAGCUUCCUCUGAAGGUCGACUUUCUAGUGUUCAUGGACAAAAGACAAGAGGUGGUGCAGCAAAGAUGAAAUUCAAACCAACAAUUCCAACCAAACGAAACAAAAAAGAAGUAUCAGCUAUAGAUGAACCAACCAAGACCGAAUUAGAAACUCGGGAUAGCUUCCGUGGUCAACGUGGUGGAAGAGGCGAUGGACGUGGACGUGGUAGAGGAGGUCGUGGUCGAGGUCGUGGUCGAGGACGUGGUUUGAUUGUGGAAGAAGUGACGGCAUCUGGCAUCUUUUCUUUAGGUCCUUCUGCAAUGUCAACUCGUGCUCGAUCUGGUAUGACUGGAAGUAGUGGGGCUUUUGCAACUUAUGGUGGUGAUUCUUCAAGACAAGAACAGGAUAAUGGCGCAGAAACUGAUAUGAGUAUUCUUUUUGCAAAUGCACACGACGGUUAUACUCCUGUUGUUUUUCCACAUGUCCCAAGAUUGGCUGGUGAAUUGGACCCUGCUGAUCUAACUAAUCCCAAAGGCAAGAUACCCUGGUUGACAACCACAACAAAGUCCGAGGACAAGGAAUCAACAGACACAAAGGAAGAAAAAAAAGAGGAUGAUCAAGCUACAAAAGUAAAACUUGAACCAACUACAGAAGAAGAUGCUAUGAAGAUUGAUUCACCACUUGAACAACAUGAAGGAAAAGAAGAGACAAAGGUGGAACAACAACCAAUUGUUCAAGAAUCAACAGCAACAACAACAACACAGGAAAAGUGGAUGAUGGAUGAUGAUGCACCUGCUCAAAAUAUUUUUGCUGUCAAUGAAAAGAGCCAAGUGGUAUCAGUAGCUGAUGAUGAACUGUUAUUCUUCCAACUUCCUGGUAUUGUACCAUCAUUUACUCUACCUUUAGAAGAUGAACAAAUGACAGAUAUUAAGACGGAUGAUGACAAACCGAACAAGGGUAAGGAAAAGGAACAAUUACCAGUGGCUGCACAAAUGGCAACAUUAAAGGAAAAAAUGGCCAAUAUGGAUUUAGCGGAUAUGCCUGAUGGACAAAUUGGUAAACUCAUGGUAUAUAAGAGUGGCAAGAUGAAACUUAAAAUUGGAAACAUUCUCUUGGAUGUGGAUCAAGGUAUGCGGUCAUCCUUUUUGGAAAACUUGAUGUCAGUUAACACGGAAAACAAAAAGGCAGUGGAACUUGGUCAUAUUGUACAGAAAUUCACUUGUAUUCCCAACAUGGAUGCGUUAUUAGAAGGCGAAGAAAAUAAAUAGAUGAUGUAUUGUUAGUAUAAUUGAUUUGUAUUCUUGUCAUUCGUUUUUUUUUUUUUCCUCACUUUGGGCGGC
Halteromyces radiatus is the source of this 1706-nucleotide messenger RNA. Its product is annotated as RNA polymerase III RPC4-domain-containing protein. Bases 189 to 1634 code for a protein of 481 amino acids. Gene Ontology annotation, cellular component: RNA polymerase III complex. Gene Ontology annotation, biological process: transcription by RNA polymerase III. NCBI's taxonomy places the organism in Eukaryota, Fungi, Mucoromycota, Mucoromycetes, Mucorales, Cunninghamellaceae. Gene Ontology annotation, molecular function: DNA binding. The transcript has 6 exons. The record is from RefSeq and is a predicted model, not a curated record.